CCUCAUCAGAAAUAGUAGAAAAUUAAACUUGAAAGCUCACGUCUUCCCAAUCCAGUGCGAUCAUCCACUCGCCAUGAAACCUUCGGCGAAAACUCAAACCAUUGGAUCUCCUGCUGGACCAUGUUCUCCAACUAGCGGCUCUCAUCCACCACCUCGUCAAUUGACGCCAGCGAAAGCUGGUUCAUUAUCACUUGGGCUUGAGCCAGUCCCAUCCAAACCCAGUGAAUCUUGGGAGACCGCUUAUGUCUUUGCCUUUAUUUACAAGUUCACCUCGUUAUGCCACGAUCUUAAAACCGGCUUGAAGCUUCGUGCAGCUCAAGAUUUCGAGCGGAUACUAGAAGUAGAUACCAGGACAAGCCCAUCAGAUCCAACUGCAGACGAAUCAACCCCUGAUUCAUCAGAUGCCCGGGAAAUACUUACGGCGAUUUUGGCUACGUUUCACGAUAAUUUGAAAACAGCUAACGCCAAUUCGUGGGUCAGAUGGCUCAAAACUUACAUCGAAGACCUUGUCAAACACGAGCGCCAACAGCCGGUAUUCUCAAUACUCAAAUGGAAAGAAAAUUAUUUAAGGACUAGAGAAAAUGGAUUUUGGGACUUAGAAUGGCAUGAGAAAGUACACUUGCUCCGAGUAUUAGUCGAUCAUCAACUCACUUAUUCCGCGAAGAUCAAGUCAAUCAUCGAUGAGAAUCACGACAAAGCCUCAGCCAAAUCCACCAAACAACCUGCCAAUUUGCCAGCAAAAGCGGACACGAAACCCUUUCAAAAUCCAUUAGUGAUCAAGCCAUUAGGCGCGGAUCGCCACUCACGUACUUGGUGGCAGAUUGAUGAUUCUCCCAGGAUUUACGGUUCUGGAAACCCAUACAAACAUGAUGACGACUGGACAGUUUUGUCAACCACCAAACCUGAAUACGCCGAAUUGAUAAGCAAGCUAGCCCUGAACCCUGCACUAAUCUCAACCAAAUCCUCCGACCCCUCUCAAACUAAGUCUGAUCCAUGCGCGACCAAAGAAUCUACCGUUCAAAAGGUUAAAAUCCCUUCGAUGUUUACAAGCAAUCGCAAGAAGACUGCUUCGCAAGAUCGACACUUACAGUCUGAGUGGCAGCUGAGCCAGACUCUAGCGGAAGUCGUACAGGCUAACAUUGAAGCAGGAGAGCAGAGGGUUCAGCAGUUGGUGAAAGAAGCGCAAAGAUUGGAGGAACUCGAGGCCAAAAAACAACGCAGGAUAGCGCUGGCAAACGCUCCAAAACGCGAGGCGGAUCUCACUCGUUCCACGCCUGGAUUUGGCGUUCGCUCACGGCUCAGGUCACAGCGUACCAAACCAGAUUACGUUGUUGAUUCGGAUGUAGUAGAUCGAAAACUCGAGCGCGCGAUCCAAGAAUAUGAGAAUCCAGGUGCAGGCGGAUCCGACUCUAGUAGAAAAGCCAAACUCACCAAACGCAAGCUCAAACGAAAGCAUAUCGAUGGUCGAGAGAGCGAUUCUGAAGACUCCGAGUAUACUGGCCAAGAUGCUAGCGUGGCUGGGACAAACGAGAUGGACGAGGAUGCAGAGAUCGAUGGAACUGCUGAGACCGGUCGCCCAUCCCGUAAACGCGCAUGUGCUUCCAAGAAGGCAACGGCUCCAGGAGAGAGGCGUAGCCUCAGGGUGCGCACGAAAGUAGAAGUUGAAGCGGAAGAAGAACCUAAGCCGGUGGUCGUUGAAGAAGAAUCGCAACCUUCAACAUCCACCUGGUCCCGCUCUAGACCCCCAGUUUCAUCCUCGAAUAGUGAGAUCAUAGAAGGACCUAGCGCGGAACCGGCUCAGUCGAACGAGAACGUGAGUGUCUGGAGUCGUGGCAAGUUGAUAUACGUGGCUGGAAAAAACAAAUAUGCUUGUCAACCGGUGGAGGGCUCAGAGAAGAGGAGCGCAGCAGACUCAACGACGCAUUCGCUUUCAGCACUGCAGGCACGACUUGAAGCUAUGGCAGGAGAUGAUGAUGAUGAUGAGAAGAGUGCUAAUAUCCCGGCAGACCGUCAAGAGGAUGCAACAUCAUCAACACAUUGUGAAGCCAGGAAGGAAAUCGACCAAGGAUCAAAACAUGAACCAUCUUUGUCAAAUUUAUUUGAUGCCGACCUAGAGAAUAAUUCAAUGCAAGUGGAUGGCGAAUAUAAUAAACCUGCUCGUGAAGAUCUUGAGGAUGGAAAAACUUCGGCCCCAUCCCCACUCGUAGAAUUAUUACAUGAGAAACCUUCUCGGGUUCAAGCGGAUCAAGACCAAGCGACACAACGCCAAAUCAAUAACGCCAGUCCUGCUGGGCCUAUCCAACAUAUCAAUCCUCCAGCUCUAUCCACGAUUGUUUAA
Molecule: messenger RNA, 2338 nt
Organism: Puccinia graminis f. sp. tritici CRL 75-36-700-3
Lineage: Eukaryota; Fungi; Basidiomycota; Pucciniomycetes; Pucciniales; Pucciniaceae
Exons: 7
Coding region: 74-2338 (754 amino acids)
Source: RefSeq, a predicted model, not a curated record